Molecule: messenger RNA, 969 nt
Organism: Dama dama (fallow deer)
Lineage: Eukaryota; Metazoa; Chordata; Mammalia; Artiodactyla; Cervidae
Product: olfactory receptor 7A10-like
Exons: 1
Coding region: 1-969 (322 amino acids)
Biological process (GO): G protein-coupled receptor signaling pathway
Cellular component (GO): membrane
Molecular function (GO): G protein-coupled receptor activity; olfactory receptor activity
Source: RefSeq, a predicted model, not a curated record
AUGGAAGAAGAAAAUCUCACAGUAGUUUCAGGAUUUCUUCUUCUGGGAUUUUCAAAGGAACAAGAAUUGCAGUCCAUCACAUUCAUGAUUUUCUUCUCCAUGUACCUAAUCACUGUGUUUGGAAAUCUGGCUAUCAUCCUAGCCACCAUUUCUGACUCCCACCUCCACACACCUAUGUACUUCUUCCUCUCCAACCUGUCCUUUGUAGACAUCUGUGUUACUUCUACCACCAUCCCAAAGAUGCUGUGGAACAUCCAGAACCAGGGCAAGCUGAUAAGCUAUGAAAGCUGCAUUACUCAGAUGUACUUUGUCAUACUCUUUGUAGGGUUGGAUGACUUUCUCCUAACAGUGAUGGCCUAUGACCGCUUUGUGGCCAUUUGUCACCCCCUGCACUAUACAGUCAUUAUGAGUCCAUGGCUUUGUGGCAUUAUGCUCCUGGUCUCCUGGAUCAUCAGUGUCUUGCAUUCCUUCUUACAAACCUUAAUGGUUUUGCAGCUUACCUUCUAUACACAUUUAGAAAUCCCUCAUUAUUUCUGUGAACUUAAUCAGUUGAUUCAACUUGCCUGCACUGAUACCUUUCUUAAUGACAUAGUGAUGUAUUUUGCAGCCCCACUUCUGGGUGGUGGUCCCCUGGUUGGUAUCAUUUACUCAUACUCUAAGAUAGUGGCUUCCAUUUGUAAAAUCUCAUCAUCUCAGGGGAAGUAUAAAGCAUUUUCCACUUGUGCAUCUCACCUUUCAAUUGUCUCCUUAUUCUAUUGUACAUGCUUAGGAGUGUACCUAAGCUCUGCUGUUACCCACAGCUCACACUCAAGUGCAACAGCCUCAUUGAUGUACACAGUGGUCACACCCAUGCUGAACCCCUUCAUAUACAGUCUGAGAAAUAAAGACAUAAAGAGGGCUAUGAAAAGAUAUGUGGGGAUGACAGCUACACAGGGUGCAACUGUCCUGGAGUUGAACAAGGCCGUAUGA